This is a messenger RNA of Gymnogyps californianus (California condor), 6080 nucleotides long. RefSeq names its product obscurin like cytoskeletal adaptor 1 (gene OBSL1). The coding region runs from base 1 to 5925 and encodes 1974 amino acids. The record is from RefSeq and is a predicted model, not a curated record. Gene Ontology annotation, molecular function: protein binding. NCBI's taxonomy places the organism in Eukaryota, Metazoa, Chordata, Aves, Accipitriformes, Cathartidae. The transcript is spliced from 23 exons.
AUGGAGGGGUUCAGGGGAGCUCCCAGGUUCCUGGCCUACCCACGUGCCUUCACGGUGCGAAGCGGCACCAACGCGGUCCUGAGCUGCCAGAUCACGGGCGACCCCCGGCCGAGCAUCCUCUGGGAGAAGGACAAGAUCCCAAUCGAGCCCUCGGGCCGCUUCCACGUGGAGGCCAAGGGGGACCUGUACAGCCUGCUGGUGUCCCGCGCCACCCCCCAGGACAGCGGGCUCUACAUCUGCAAGGCCAAGAACAGUGUUGGCGAGACCUACGCUGCUGCCACGCUCAAGGUGGAGGCAGGGGAGCCCCAAGAGGAGGAGGGAUGCUCGGGCAGUGAGGCGCCUGCCUUCCUGGUUGCCCCCUCAUCCAUGCGGGUGUGCCGGGGGGAGGACGUGAUGUUUGCCUGCAGGGUGUCUGGGCAGCCCUGCCCUGUGCUGGAGUGGGAGAAGGACGGGCACAAGCUCUCCGACCUCUUCGAGAGCAGCCACUUCGCAGUGGGGCAGGAGCCGGAGGACUGGUACUUCCUGAAGCUGUUUGGCGCCCGGCCGCCGGACGGGGGGGUGUACGUGUGCCGGGCACGCAGCGGCUCCCAGGAGGCCUUGGCCGCUGCCGUGCUCCUGGUCGAACCCAGGGCACCGCCGGACGGGCUCCCUGAUGGCUCUCCUGCUGAUGGCCCCGAGCUGCUGGCGGAGCAACAGCAGCGGCGGUGGCGGCACGCAGCGGGACGGCGUGUGGGACCAGAGACCUGGGUGCCCAACAGUGCGGUGCCGACCGGGGCGCCAAGGGCCAAGGCGUUCGCCGUGAGCGUGGGGAAGCACGCCAAGUUUCGCUGCUACGUUACCGGCAAGCCCAAGCCAGAGAUCAUCUGGCAGAAGGACGGUGAGCCCCUUGCCCCUGGCCGCAGGCACCUCAUCUACGAGGACCGGGAGGGCUACUUCAUCCUCAAGGUGCUGUACUGCAAACCCCAGGACCAAGGGCUGUAUGUCUGCACCGCAUCCAACACUGCCGGCCAGACCCUCAGUGCAGUGCAGCUCCGGGUGAAAGAGCACCGGCUGCGGUUCCAGGUGCAGCUGGCGGAUGUGGAGGUGGCAGAGCGGGAGGAUGCCGUGCUGGAGUGCCAGGUGCCGCUGGAGACCAUCCCCACCGCCUGGUACCUGGAGGACAGGGAGCUGCAGCCCAGCCACAAGUACAUGAUGGAGGAGCGAGGUGUGGUGCGGCGCCUGACCAUCCGCGAUGCCCGCACCGAUGAUGACGGCAUCUACCUCUGCCAGAUGAAGGACAAGGGGCGCAGCAUCGCAGAGGUCUCCGUCCGAGGGAUGAUCGUGAAGCGGCUGCCGCGGAAGUUGGAUGUGAUGGAGGGGGAGAACGCGGUUUUCUGCUUGGAGACGCGGGAGGCAGUGGAGGGGACCUGCUGGCGCCGGGACGGGCUGCAGCUGCGGGAGUCGCCCCGCACCGUGCUGAAGAGCUUCGGCAGGACGCACCUCCUGGUGCUGGUGCACGUCACCCGCCAGGACGCGGGCAUCAUCUCCUUUGCUGUCGGGGAGUCGCAGACGUCCUCCCAGCUCCGGGUCAAGUGUGUGAAGCGUGACCCCCCGAGCGCGCCGGUGGCAGCCGAGAUGAGCGUGGCGGAGAGCAACACGGCCCUGCUGGCCUGGUGCCCCGCGCCCGACGCCCACCUCCGUCCCCCCAGCCGCUACCUGCUGGAGCGGCGGGAGGUGGCGGGGGACGAGUGGGUGCAGUGCCUCGCCACUGACCUGCCUGGCCGCGUGCGGGUGCUGGGCGACAGCGUGCCCCGCGAGGCCGACUACUGCUUCCGCAUCUGCGCCGCCAACGAGCACGGCAGGAGCAGCCCCGUGGAGUUCCCCGGAUCUGUGCAUCUUGCUCGCCUGGAGAGGGGUCUGCAGGACAUACAGGUGCAGGACGGCGAGGACGCGCCGUUCUCCCUGGAGCUGUCGGCCGCGGUGCAUGGCACCUGGUUCCUUGAUGGUGCCAGGCUGGGCGAGGAGGAGGAGGCAGGCGGCCGGUGCAGCGUGCAGCACCGUGGGACAGAGCACUCGCUGCUGAUCCGGGGAGCACGGCUGGCCGACAAUGGGGCCCAGGUCACCUUCGUGUCCGGCAGUGUGCGGGACUCAGCCAUGCUGCACGUGCAAGCCCCGCAGGUCCGCAUCACCCCGGUGCCUGAGGACGAGCGGCUCCGGGAGGUGCCAGCGGGGCUGCCCGUGCUGCUGGAGUGCCAGGACAGCGAGGCCGUGCCCCUGGACGACGUUAUUGCAGUGCAGGAAGAGGGCUGUGUGCGGAGGCUGCUCCUCCGCUCGGCGGGUCCCUCGGACGCCGGUGUGUACACCUGUGAUGCUGGGGAUGAUGCCGUGAGCUUCGUGGUGACCGUGACCGAGGCACCAGUGAGGAUCGUCAGCUCCAACGAGGAAGCCCCCCACGCCUACAUGGCCGGGCAGCGCGUGGAGCUGUGGUGCCAGCUGUCCCGCCUGGCAGCCCCGGUGCGCUGGUACAAGGACGGGGAGGAGGUGGAGGCGGGCGAGAGCCUGGUGCUGGAGCAGGAAGGGCCGCGGCACCGGCUGGUGCUGCCCUGCGCCCGGCCACAGGACACGGGGGAGUUCGUCUGCGAUGCUGGCGGGGACUCUGUCUUCUACACCGUCACUGUGGCAGAGGCACCGGUGAGGAUCGUCAGCUCCAACGAGGAAGCCCCCCAUGCCUACAUGGCCGGGCAGCGCGUGGAACUGUGGUGCCAGCUGUCUUGCCCGGCAGCCCCGGUGCGCUGGUACAAGGACGGGGAGGAGGUGGAGGCGGGCGAGAGCCUGGUGCUGGAGCAGGAGGGGCCGCAGCGCCGGCUGGUGCUGCCCUGCGCCCGGCCACAGGACACGGGGGAGUUCGUCUGUGACGCUGGCGGGGACUCUGUCUUCUACACCAUCACUGUGGCAGCCCCACAGGUCCACAUAGCCCCGGUGCCCGAAGCACAGCAGCUCCAGGAGGUGCUGGCAGGGCUGCCUGUGCUGCUGGAGUGCCAGGUGUCCCCCCCAGAUGCCCCUGUCCGCUGGCUGAAGGACGGCGAGGCGGUGGUCCCAACCGAGGUCCUGGCCAUCUGCUCAGAGGGAUGCUCACGGAGGCUGCACAUCCCUGCAGCCGUGCUGUCCGACUCGGGGAUGUACACCUGCGAUGCUGGGAAUGCUGCUGCCAGCUUCAGGGUGACCGUGAGCGAGGCACCGGUGAGGAUCAUCAGCUCCAACAAGGAAGCCCCCCACACCUACAUGGCCGGGCAGCGCGUGGAGCUGUGGUGCCAGCUGUCCCGCCCAGCGACCCCGGUGCGCUGGUACAAGGACGGGGAGGAGGUGGAGGCGGGCGAGAGCCUGGUGCUGGAGCAGGAAGGGCCGCGGCACCGGCUGGUGCUGCCCUGCGCCCAGCCGCAGGACACGGGGGAGUUCAUCUGUGACUCCGGGGAUGCGUCUGUCUCCUACCACAUCUUGGUGGCAGAGCCGCCAGUGAGGAUCCUGCACCCUCCGCAGCGCUCGCUGGAGCUGCCGGUGCAGGCACCGGGGCGCGUGGAGCUGCGAUGCGAGCUCUCCGUGCCGGAUGCUCCCGUGCGCUGGUUCAAGGAUGGGCUGGAGGUGGACGAGACCGACAACCUGCUGCUGCUGGCGGAGGGGGCUUGGCGCUGCCUCCUCAUCCCCAGGAGCAGCGCGGAGGACGCAGGCGAGUACAUCUGCGAGAGCAAGGAUGAGGCCAUCUCCUUCGACGUCAAGGUGUCAGAGCCGCCGGUGAGGAUCCUGCAGCCCCACAGACCUCUCCCUGUCGUGACGGUGUCCCCGGGGGAGACGGUGACGCUGGCCUGUGAGCUGUCCCGCGCGGAUGCGCCUGUGUGCUGGGCCAAGGAGGGCGUCAGGCUGGAGGCUGGGGGCAGCCUGGUCCUGGAGGAGGAGGGUGCCCACCGCCGCCUGCUCAUCCCCGCGGCCCGAGCCGAGCACUCUGGGAAAUACGUCUGCGAUGCCACCGAUGACGCAGUGACCUUCACCGUCCAAGUGCUGGACCCGCUGGUCAGGAUCCUGGAGAGGGAUGUCCUGCCGAUCCGCCGGCAUUGCCGGGCCAUGGAGGACCUAGUGCUGGAGGUGCACCUCUCGCAUGCCCACGGGGAGGUGAAGUGGUACAAGGACGGGGAGAAGCUGCAGGACACGGGGUGUGUGCGGCUGGAGGAGGAUGGGGCGCGCCGCUCCCUCGUUGUCCUGGGCGUCACAGGCAGGGACGCAGGGGAGUAUCUCUGCGACACUGGCGACGACAGCAUCGUCUUCUUCGUCACCGUGGAAGUCCCCAGGGUGGUGGAGAUCAUCACGGAGCUGCAGAGCCUGACAGUGCUGGAGGGGGAGGAUGCCACCUUCAAGUGCCUGGUGUCUCCCGAGGACGUGGCCGUGACCUGGCAGCUGAACGGCCAGCUCGUGGUCCCUGGUGAGCGGCUGCUGGUGACAAGGAGCAGGCUGUGCCACAGCCUCACCCUCCGGCAGUGCCAGCUGGGUGAUGCGGGCACCGUGACAGCCAACGCCGAGGGGCUGGUGAGCACGGCCCGGCUGAGCGUGCAAGAAGCGCAGGUGCUGUUCGUGAGGAAGCUGCAGGACGUGGUGGCGGAGGAGCAGGGGGACGUGUGCCUGGAGGUGGAGGUGAGCCACGAGACCGCCGAGGUGCAGUGGCUGAAGCAGGGCGUCCUCCUCCAGCCGGGCAGCAAGUACCAGCUGCAAGAGUCGGGCUGCCGGCGCACCCUCACCAUCCGCUGCCUCGGCCCCGCCGACCACGGCACCUACCGCUGCGAAAGCCUGCAUGACCGCACACAGGCCAAGCUCUGCGUGGAGCCCCAGAAGGUGUCGAUCCGGACGCCGCUGGCAGAUGUGGAGACCUUUGAGAAGGAGACGGCCACCUUCCACCUGGAGCUGUCUCACCCCGGGGUGUCCGGGGUCUGGACGCGGGACGGCAUCCGGGUGAAGCCCAGCAGCACGUGCCAGAUCAGUGCCACAGGCUGCGGGCACAGCCUGACGCUGGAGGGGCUGACACUGGAGGACUCGGGCACCGUCACCUUCACCGCUGACACCCUGCGCUGCAGUGCCCGCCUGCUUGUGCGAGAGCCUCCAGUUACUAUGGUGAGGGUCCCGCGGGACCUGGGGGUCCUGGAGACGGGGAUCGCCAGCUUCGAGUGCGAGCUGUCUCGCCCCAGCGCAGAGGUGAAGUGGCUCAAGGACGGGCAGGAGCUGCGGCCGGGGCCCAACUGCCGCACCUACUCAGCGGGUCGGCGCCGCGUCCUGCAGCUGAGCCGCUGCGAGCUGGCCGAUGCCGGCAUCUACACCUGCGACGCGGGCGACUGCCAGGCCUCCGCCACGCUGCAUGUCCAGGAGCGCCAGGUCCGCAUCGUGCAGGACCUGCAGGAUGCCCAGGUGCGGGAGGGUGACAACGCCGUCUUCACCUGCGAGGCAUCGCACGGGGACGUGAAGGGCGAGUGGUUCCGGGAUGGGGAGAAAAUCAAGGUCUCCACCACGGUGAAGAUACGGCAAGAAGGGACCUGGCAUUUCCUGCUGCUCUGCGGCGUGUGCCCCGAGGAUGCGGGACUCAUCCGCUUCACGGCCGGGACGGCUGUCUCGGAGGCCAGCCUGCAGGUGGAAGCGCUGCCCAUCCGGAUCGUGAAGCCACUGCGGGACAAGACGGUGCUGGCGCGGCACAAGGCGACGCUGGAGUGCACCGUGUCCCACGCCCGGGGCCGGGUGCGCUGGCUCCGCGGGGACACCGAGAUCUUUGCCAGUGACAAGUACGAGAUCUGCAAUCUGGACUGCUACCGCACGCUCAUCAUCCACCGCGUGGGCCCCGAGGACGAGGACUCGUACACCUGCGACGCCUUCGAUGACCGCUCCACUGCCCGGCUCCUCGUGGAGGGGAGCUAGGAGCCAGGAUGCGGUGCUCAGGAGCUGGACACAGACAGACGGACGUCGCUGCUGGGAGAUGGGCUCAUGCUUCCCCCAGGAUGUAUGGACACACGGACACCAUCCCCAGCCUGCUCCGGCCUCAGGGCUCUGCAUUAAACAGCAUUUUUUUCUGA